Molecule: messenger RNA, 930 nt
Organism: Ctenocephalides felis (cat flea)
Lineage: Eukaryota; Metazoa; Arthropoda; Insecta; Siphonaptera; Pulicidae
Product: lectizyme-like
Exons: 6
Coding region: 7-807 (266 amino acids)
Biological process (GO): proteolysis
Molecular function (GO): serine-type endopeptidase activity
Source: RefSeq, a predicted model, not a curated record
UACAACAUGAAACUGUUUGUCUUCGUCUUGUUAGUGGCUGCUGCCACCGCAGCUCCAGCCAGCGAAAUUGAGGUGGUCGGCUUCCCCGAUGGCUUCCCACGUGUUGUAGGUGGUCACACCGCCAGCGAGCACCAAUUCCCAUGGCAGGUAUCUUUGCAAAGAAACAAAGACCACUUCUGCGGUGGUUCAGUACUCAAUGAAAAGUGGGUUGUCACUGCCGCUCACUGCAUCAGUGGUACUUUUGGAUUUGAGGCUGUAGCCGGAAAACACGAUUUGUCUAAAUCUGAAUCCACUGAACAACGUUCAGCCUUCAAGAGGACCAUCGUGCACAAAUCUUAUUCUGGAGGUGUUGGCCCAUACGAUAUUGCUUUGAUUGAAUUGGCAACUCCAUUCAAAUUGAACUCUGCCGUUCAAGCCGUUAAACUGCCAAGUAGAGAUGAAGCACACUCUGGCCAAGUUACUUUGUCCGGAUGGGGAUCAACAUCUACUUCCAAUUUCCCAUCUUACCCCAACCUUUUACAGACCGUUGACAAACCAAUUGUAUCUUAUGCCGAAUGUGAGAAAGUAUUGGGAGGUCCUGGAGCCUCACCACUUCACCCCUUGAACCUCUGCACUGGACCCUUGACCGGUGGAGUAAGCGCUUGCUCUGGUGACUCUGGCGGCCCACUUGUACAAUAUAAUGGAAAUGAGGCUACACUUUUGGGAGUUGUAUCAUGGGGAUACAUUCCAUGCGGAUCCAGGGAUAGGCCUUCUGUUUACACAAGGGUCUCUGGUUACUUGGAUUGGAUUAAAGAAAACUCACAAUAAGUCUUUUACGAAUUUAAAUUAUAUGUCUGAUAUCUUUUUUCAAUAACAUUAAUAAUAAUUAUGCAUGAUCUGUACUAACAACUAACAACCAUUUUCAUUACUUUCCAAUAAACAAUUAACAAU